AUGACUCGCCAUGUCGCUCCGUUUCUCGCGGCGAGUGUACUCACCUUGGCAUUUUUCGCGUCUUUCGUGCCGCUAAUUGCGCCGGUUUCCGCGGCGAAGCAGAGCGACUUCCCCGCCUGCUGGUACUCAGGCCUGCUGCCCGUGCGACCGAAUGUGACUGUAACGAGGUGCCUGGACGCCGCGGAAUGGACGUGCUGCUCCGAUUGCGAGGACCGGAAAUACGCGGUAGUGGAGGCGUCCACGGAUGGACGCGUUAUACUGAACCAGGUCUCGCCGGGGCUCGGCGACAAAUUUACUAACGUCAACAUGAUGGUGUGCGCGCAGUUCAGCGAGUUCCAGCAGUGCCAGCUCCUCCUGGAGCAGGUCGUGUGCGCCACGGGGUGCAACCCGGAUUCCGGCAGCUAUUUCAAGCUGAUCAACGGCACGCGCGUCAUGCAGAUCUGCAACCCCUUUUCUCAGACCGUCUACCAAACCUGCAAGGACCUCACGUUGCCAGGAGUGGCGACGCUCGACAGGUUCUUCCCAACGGCCGAGCGAUUCAUGGAAGACCUCUUUGGCAAGGUGGGCACGGCCUUUGGCGUCUACAACUUCACAGUCGCCGUCACGCCGAGCGACUCCGACCAGACCCAGUGCUACAAUGGACCCAAGAAGCUGCCCCCCAUGCCCUUCUGCUGCGACCCGCUUCCCAUCCCCGUUGAGAAGUGCCCCGCUAGGGUUAUGAAUUUCACUGAUGCUGGCACUGCUGUGAGUGCAGGGCAGUUGACGGCCGACAUUCCCUCGCUUGUCCACACACCAUGUAUCAUAACGGAGUCUGAAAGACGGCCAAAGCAUGCAUCACAGCGAGCGACAGCAGCUUCGAACGUCGCUUUGUCUUGA
Closterium sp. Yama58-4 is the source of this 876-nucleotide messenger RNA. The record is from the annotation of a GenBank genome assembly. NCBI's taxonomy places the organism in Eukaryota, Viridiplantae, Streptophyta, Zygnematophyceae, Desmidiales, Closteriaceae.